Messenger RNA from Alternaria rosae, 2599 nucleotides. RefSeq lists its product as uncharacterized. The transcript has 3 exons. Lineage: Eukaryota; Fungi; Ascomycota; Dothideomycetes; Pleosporales; Pleosporaceae. Gene Ontology annotation, biological process: regulation of DNA-templated transcription. The record is from RefSeq and is a predicted model, not a curated record. Bases 67 to 2472 code for a protein of 801 amino acids. Gene Ontology annotation, molecular function: zinc ion binding; DNA-binding transcription factor activity, RNA polymerase II-specific.
GCACAGUUUCCACAGCCGCGCAGCAACAAUUGUUCACGAAAAACCUAUACUUCUCAACUUCUGAGGAUGGCUCAGAUGGUCAACCAGAACAUGCCACCAAAGCCUGAAGUCGAAUUCGACUUUAAUCUUCCGCACGGCAUUGGUGGCGAAGCAUCGCUGAGCAAUGAACCCGAUAGUCUCAUUCCACAGACCGACCAUGAGCCGAUGGAAGAUGUUCAGCAAACAGUGGAGCGAGAUCAUGACCUGAAUUUAUCUCAUGAGAACUCAGCCCAACACGACAUGAACUACAAUACGCUCGAGGAGGGAUUUUCCGACGACGAUGAUGCUCCCAAAGCAUUCGAUUGGUCCUGGACCGCUCAUCAGGCUCGGAGGUCUUCCCCCAAAAAGAAGAAGUCACCAAGAGCCGAAGAUAGCGACGAUGAAGCCAGUCCUAAGAGCAAGAAGCCGCGCCAUUCACUUUUCGGGGGCUCAGCGGAAGAGGUCGAAGAGGACGACCUCGAAGAUCUUUUCGAAGAACCGCCUGAAGAUCGCCUUAUAGACGAGGCUGAAAACUUACCUGAGACCGAGUUGCGCAAACAUAGCAUCGGCAACCGCAUGUCUAGUCUCAAUCUCGAUCAACAAGAGAGAGAAGCUAGUCCGCUCGAGCAGCAAUUCAAUGUUGGCUUUCAGCAACCCGGAGACUCAGACAGAGAGGGCAUGUCUUCCAGAGGAUCUCCAGCGCCAUCCGACGGCGAGGUCAUCAUUCCCCCCGAUACACAGCCGGCCUAUGGAUUGCGACAAGGUAUCGACCGAAAGAAGACUUACACUUAUGUCGAUCAGGACGCGUCCGGAAACUUCGAUCCCGCGCAAGAGACCCAGAACAAGGCACUGAAAUUGAAGCAAGCAAAGGCUGCUAAAGCUGCGCAUCGUUUCAAGAAGGGAAAGCAGCGCGCAUCUAAACAGGCGGUAAUGAAGUGUAUUGCCAGACUGCUCUUCGAGAACUUCGGUAAUGUGAGGAACGUUACCAACGAGGAGGAUAACUGGCCGGCCGAUUGGUCGGACAUUGAUUCUGAAGCUGAGCGCGAGCUGCAAGAGUAUCGAGAUUUCUUCCGCCGCAAGAGCCCCGAUCGCACCAUGCAACAUCCGAUCGAAGAUCCCCUCGCCGAGGUAGAUGAUCUAACAGGGUAUCCAGCAGCGCGAGGUUGCAUAUCCUGUCGCAACAACGAAACGAGUUGCUCUCUAGUAACAGGUGGUACAUAUCCUUGCCAGGACUGCUUCGACAUGGCUAUAGAAUGCGAUCCCAUCCUUCUGCCUACCGAGAAAGGCCGCUGCAAGCAAUGUGCCGAAGACGGCAACGAGCGCUGUUCUUUUGAAGACUCGCCUGGUCAAGCUAUCUGCGACCAUUGCGCUGACAACGAGUACAUAUGCGAAGCGCUACCGCCGGUGGGCUACCGCGCUGAGAGGAUAAUUAUCGAUGAAGUUAUCUAUACUGAGGAUCGGCCCCACAUACAAUGCACGAAUUGUCGCCUGGAGAAGAAGCGCUGCAGCCUGAAGAAGAAGACCGAUAAGCCCCCAUGCAAGCGCUGCAAGAAGAACCACAUCGGCUGCACGUUUUGGGACAUCCCCAAGGUCGUCAAAGAGAAGAAGGCAAAGGUAUUGGGACCGACUAAGGGAGACGCACCGGAAGUUGCUGUACCUGAUCACGACUACUUCACGAAGGAAGACCUUGAAGAUCUAUACGGAGAAGAUGUACCGAUGUUCUCACGCUCGCCGACUCCCGAGCUCGAGAUGGAGGAUAACGCCGGCCACAAGGGUAAGCUGACAAAGAUCAACACCUGCUUCGCGCAUCCUAUUCAGUUCGGUGGGCAGAAGAACACUAGCGACUGCAACUUUUGCGAGAUUCCUAACUUUGGGUUCACUGGGCUGUUCGAGAAAGAAGUCCAUGUUAUCCAAUGGCAUAACGGGAUGGGAUACACUGAAGUUGGCGGUGGACAUGCGGAGAACAGCAACGGCGGUACGACUAUGUGCCAGGAUUGCACGAUGGGCAGAGUGCAAAUUGUGGCUUGCGAAGGACAUGAGAUUCAGCACAUAUUUCCCAACGGCAUGACCCCAGAUUUCGAUCAGACAGCUACCGAUCUCCUAGAGUCUGCUGAGACAUCGGCAGGAGUUCAACAACAACUCCAGCGCUGGUGUUCGAUGUGCUUCACCCCUGCCACAUUCGCCUGCCGCAAACACCAGAUAUCACUGUUCGAUCAAGAGAUUGAGGGAUGCGGGUUGAGGCUGUGUAUCGGCUGCCAAAUCAGGCUCACACAACAGUUCAACAACGACAGUAGCCUCAUGGCCGAGACGCUUGACCGUGAACCGAAGGCUAGCGCGGACGAGGAUAUUGAUCCUGAGAACAACAUGGUGGUCAGGGCAGACGUUGGUUUACUGUGCCAGCAAGGUUUACUUAUGAGAAGUCUUGUACAUGAAGCGGAAGAGACAGAUAGCUGAGUCGGGAUAAUGGUACUGGUGUGUUGGUAUGGGAAAAGGCGCCUCAAUGCUAUGAUGCGCAAAGGUGCUAGGUGUGGAGCCAAUCUUCGGAGUCAUGCGGAGUCAGCAUCCGUCUCACUUACUACAC